Molecule: messenger RNA, 1821 nt
Organism: Auanema sp. JU1783
Lineage: Eukaryota; Metazoa; Nematoda; Chromadorea; Rhabditida; Rhabditidae
Source: the annotation of a GenBank genome assembly
AUGAAUUUAACACAAUGUAUAUUAUUUUUCCUCUUCUACUCAAUACACGUUCUUACGCAGAGGACACCAGUCCAAGUCUGUGAUACUACUAAUUCGAACAACUCAUUUAUUUACUGUUAUGGACGUUUAUUGGAAGCUGUUAAUCAACAUCAACUGUUUAAUGAUUCAAAAACAUUUGUAGAUAUGCCAAUGGUGUUGAACCCAGAUGAAACUCAACGUUUGUUUGAUGAUCGAUUUGGAACAACACCUGUAGAGAAUAUUAACAAAACUGACUUGAAAGCUUUUGUAAACAAAUAUUUCUUACCUGCAGGAAGUGAAUUGCUCAACUGCACUCCACCAGAUUGGAAAGCUACUCCUUCUAUCUUAAUGAAAAUAAAUGAUCCUGAUCUCAGAGCGUGGGCGUCAGAAUUAAAUAAUAUUUGGCGAACAUUGUGUAAAAAGAUUGAUCCGCAAAUUGAAGAACACAGUUCACGAUAUUCUCUUAUCUAUGUUCCCAAUUUAUUUAUCGUGCCAGGUGGUAGAUUUAGAGAAUCCUACUAUUGGGAUGCUUAUUGGAUUAUAAAGGGCUUAUUGAUAUGCGAAAUGCAUGAAACAGCAAAAUCAAUGAUUGAAAAUUUUGCAACGCUUGUUGAAAGAUAUGGCUUUAUCCCCAAUGGUGGGCGAGUUUAUUACUUACAACGAUCUCAACCUCCACUCCUGUCUGGAAUGGUUUACGAAUACUUUGAGACUACGAACGAUUACGAGUUCAUUAGGAAAAUGAUACCUGUUCUAGAAAAAGAAAUGAGCUUCUGGAACAACAAUAGGAUGGUCAAUAUCACAAGAAAUGGAUUUACAUACUCUGUUUAUCAAUACAGAACAGCUAGUAAUGUCCCACGUCCAGAGUCAUACCAUGAAGACACUACUAAAUCAAAGAACCUACUUGAUCCUGAGCAAUUCUACACAGACGUAGCAUCAGCUGCUGAGUCUGGGAUGGACUUUUCGACCCGUUGGUUCGCUGAUAAAGCAUCUAUCUAUCACAUUGAAACAACAAAGGUGGUUCCCAUUGAUCUUAAUGCCUUCAUGUGUUGGAAUUUUGACAUACUGGAGUACUUAUCAGAAAAAAUAAACGAUUUUGAUACUGCUGAAAAGUAUAGAAAUAUGAGAGCAGAGUUCAGACAGGUUGUUGAUAGCAUCUUUUACAAUGAAACUGCCGGCACAUGGUAUGACUACAAUUUGCGAACAAAUAUGCACAAUACUGAAUUUUACCCAACCAUGACGGUACCUCUCUUUACUGGAUGUUAUAACACAUUGGAUCAAGGAAAGUCUGAAAGACUUUAUAAGCUUAUGAAGAAUAUGGGAGUUUUUGAUUAUCAAUCAGGUAUUCCGACAUCAAUGAUCCAAGGGAGCAAUGAACAAUGGGACUUCCCUAAUGGCUGGAGUCCUCUUAAUCAUAUGGUUAUCGAGGGGUUAAGAAAAAGUCAAAAUCCUCAGAUGCAGGACCAAGGUUUUCUCUUGGCUAGAAAAUGGGUUCUAGGAAAUUAUAACGUAUGGCGGGAAACUAAGCAUAUGUACGAGAAAUAUAAUGUUAUUGGAACAUAUCCUAAGCCUGGUUCAGGAGGAGAAUACGAUGUUCAAGAUGGAUUUGGAUGGACAAACGGUGUUGUAUUAGAUUUACUGUCUACAUACGCUGAUCGUCUUCACGUAGAUUCUGAUACAUCUUCUACUGAAGCUAACAUAAUCCAUCGAACUACUCGUUCGGUUAAGAAGCACGAUGGGAAAAGCGCACAUCAGUCUACCUUAUCAUUCCUGGCGCUUUUUUUAUUAUUUUUAUCCCUUUUCUAA